CGUGAACAAUAGGCCCUCAGCCUCAAGUCCAGCCAGGGUGCACGGGUAGGGGGUCGAGCUGCGCAAGGCUGCCCACGACGCUGUGACUCUGGUGAUUCUGGUGAGUAUAUGAAGGUAAUGUAGGCUCGCCAUUUACUCAGUGUGCGGCAUUCACUCUUUCGCUGUCCAGCUCCAAGUCAAUCGCUAUCGUCAAGACACCUCCACUCUUUAGGUGCUCAUCUCGUUAUAUUUAUAGCUAAUACUCUAAUAAUAAUGUUCACCCGCUCUCUCAUCCUCCUGGCUUCGGCCGGCGCAGCCGUCGCCCAAUUGGCGCCCGAGUGCGAGCAAGUCACGGAUGUGACUGCUCUUCUCCAGGCCGACGACGGCAGGGCGUACUGCUCGUCCAUCCUCAGCGUCGGCACGACUACUGAGACUGUCGUCGAGUCAACUACGACCACCGAGACAGCUACCAUCACCACGCCGACCGAGGUCACGCUCAGCUUCACCACGACGCAGACCGACACCAUCAGUGAAGGCACCGCGACCGAGACUGCUCCCACUGCCACCGAGACCGAGACUAUCUCGGAGUCCACGACUGUCUACUCGUGCACCACCGCGCUCAAGCGCCGUGACUACGGAGAGGCGCAGUCGACUUCCUGCACCAAGAGCAAGACGUCCAGCACCCCGACACCGACCUCUACUCCGUGCACCAAGAGCAAGGCCAUCGUUACUCCUACGCCAGUCAAGACCUCCACUUCUUGCACCACGGGCAAGCAGCACCCUACCUCUGUCGCCGCCUAUGGCGCUGGCCAGCCGUCUGCUCACCAGCACGGCGCUGCUCCAAGCGCUCAGGACGGCUACUACGCCCCUGGUUCUUCCCAGGGCGCUUACCCUUCGCACCCGGCCGUUUCGAGCGCUCAGGAUGGCUACUACAGUUCUGGCUCUUCCCAGGCUGCCUAUCCUUCGCACCCAGCUACCUCGAGCGCUCAAGAGGGCUACUACGGCUCCGGCUCUUCCCAGGCUGCCUACCCCUCGCACCCGGCGGUCUCAAGUACUGAGGAGGGCUACUACGGCUCCGGUCCCUCGAAGGCUGCUUAUCCCUCCCACGAGGCUAGUGCUGGAUACUCUAUGCCCUACCAGUCUGGAUCUGCCCCCAAGCCCUACCCUUCGGCUGCGAGCGGUUACUACCAGAACUCUAGUUCUGCUGCGUACGCUGCUUCGACUGGAGCCAUUCACUCCUCUGCCUACUACAACUCGUACCCGGAGUCCAGCUCGGCGGCUUAUCCUGUCACCUCGAGCAUCUACGAGCAGAUCAGCUCUCUGCUCAGCUCUUACGCCAGUUACCCAACUGCUUCGAGCUCAGCUGAUAUCCCUGAGAUCUCUAGCUUCUCCUCUUACUACUCGAGCGAGAUCGUCAGCUCUUCUGAGAUCGUCAGCUCUUAUUCCAGCGAGAUCAUCACCUCCUCCGAGAUCUCAUCGGAGAUUAUCACGCCCUCUCCUACUCCCACCCCCACUCCUGUCCCGUCCUGCGAUGCGGCACCUACUGCUGUCCAGACCGGCUAUGAGUGUGAUGCCAUCUCCACUGCUUGUGGUUGCUUGGGUCUGACAUCUGCCAACGCUCAGGCUACCAGCACUAGCACCAUUACUGAGGUUGCCUACAUUACUGAGGCGAUGCUCAUCACCACCAGCACUCAACUGACCGAGACUGUCUUCACCACUGUUCCCGCUGCCACUCAGACCCUCACUCCCUCCGUCACCGUCACUGUUACCGCCACUGCCACUGCCACUGUCUGCCCCUGCAGCGCCAGCCAGUCCCUUUGCGGCACCACACCCGACACCUGCAGGGACCUUCAGUCUGACCCCAACAACUGCGGCACCUGCGGUAACGUCUGCGGCAGCGGCGCUUGCUCUGCAGGAAAGUGCCUUCCGUGCGUGCCCCGCAAGUGCGGCACCUUCGCCCUCGGCCGCUGCAACAACGCUGGAACCUGCUAUUGCUUGACCGGCAGCUCAGGCCAAUCCGUGUGUUCUGAUCUUGGUAACGGUAACUGCGGCUCGUACACCAGGUGCACCGUCGACGCCAACUGCGGCUCUGGCGAGAUCUGCACCACGGAUACUUGCUGCACCGGCGGCGGCAUCUGUGUCAAGAGCAAUGUCUGCGGUAACGGACAGAACACGAAGAGGCUGUUUGCUCCCAGGGGUAAGGGAUCCCUUGGUAAGAACGAGGUUCUCGGCACGUUCUAGAUCGGGGAGAACGAGGAGGUUGUCAUGUUGCGAGAUGGAGGGGAGUUAGAGAUGGAGUGUAG
Molecule: messenger RNA, 2282 nt
Organism: Boeremia exigua
Lineage: Eukaryota; Fungi; Ascomycota; Dothideomycetes; Pleosporales; Didymellaceae
Exons: 1
Coding region: 253-2220 (655 amino acids)
Source: RefSeq, a predicted model, not a curated record